UUAGAGAGCGGAACGAACUUUUCCUACUUCCAGUUCUAGGCCCCCAAAGCAGCUGUCUCCAGGUGGUCCCUGAAUCUAACCAAUCGGAAAGGGAGUUACAUUUAACGCGGCUCUGGCAUCCAAUCCUAGGACAUGUCUCAGAUUCCACCGCCCUCCGGGUCGCCGCCGGCUUGAAGCCAGUUCCGCAGUCGCUCGCCGCGCAGCGCCGCGCAGCUCCGCACACUCCGGACCACCCCCAGCAGAGCACAUCUCUAGGAGGCUGGGGCUGUUAACCGCGGCCGGGACGCUGGCUACUGCGCAGGCGCCUCAGGAGGAUCUGCGCCUCGCCCCUGUCCCUUCAUGUCUCCCUGGUCCCUAGUAUCCACCAGCGCCGGGUUCCGCGAGCGCCGCUUUCCGCUCGCUGGAUAGAAGCGCCGUCGGCGUCGGCAGUGGGAUUCCUGAUUGCUCUCUUUCAACACAUUCAUUAUGAAGUCAUUAGUAAUACUUUUAUUUUCUGGACUUAUAACUGCUUGUAGAGGUAACUCUUCCUAUAGUUUGCCACCGAAGUUACUACUGGUGUCCUUUGAUGGCUUCAGAGCUGACUAUCUACAGAACUAUGAAUUUCCUCAUCUCCAGAAUUUUAUCAAGGAAGGUGUCUUGGUAGAACAUGUUAAAAAUGUUUUCAUCACAAAAACAUUUCCAAACCACUACAGUAUUGUGACAGGCUUGUAUGAAGAAAGCCAUGGCAUUGUGGCUAAUUCUAUGUAUGAUGUAAUCACACAGAAACAUUUUUCGGACUUUAAUGACAAGGAUCCUUUUUGGUGGAAUGAGGCAGUCCCUAUUUGGGUGACCAACCAGCUUCAGGAAAACAGAUCAAGUGCUGCUGCUAUGUGGCCUGGUACUGAUGUACCCAUUCACAAUACCACACCUUCUUAUUUUAUGAAUUAUAGCUCCUCAGUGUCCUUUGAGGAGAGACUUAAUAAUAUUACCAUGUGGCUGAGCAAUUCGAACCCACCAGUCACCUUUGCAACACUCUAUUGGGAAGAACCAGAUGCAAGUGGACAUAAAUAUGGACCCGAAGAUAAAGAAAACAUGCUCAGAGUGUUGAAAGAAAUAGAUGACCUUAUUGGUGACCUAGUCCACAAACUCAAGAUGUUAGGAUUGUGGGAAAAUCUUAAUGUGAUUAUUACAAGUGAUCAUGGGAUGACCCAGUGCUCUAAGGACAGACUGAUAAAUUUGGAUCUCUGCAUUGACCAUUCAGAAUACACUCUUAUAGAUUUGACCCCAGUUGCUGCGAUUCUUCCCAAAACAAAUAAAACAGAGGUUUAUAACAAACUAAAAAACUGUAGCUCUCACAUGAAUGUUUAUCUCAAAGAGGACAUUCCUGCCAGAUUUCAUUACCAGCAUAAUGAUCGAAUUCAGCCUCUUAUUUUGGUUGCUGAUGAAGGCUGGACAUUUGUGCUAAAUAAAUCAUCACUAAAGUUAGGUGACCAUGGUUAUGAUAAUUCUUUGCCUAGUAUGCAUCCAUUUCUUGCUGCCCACGGUCCGGCAUUUCACAAAGGCUACAAACACAGCACAAUUAACAAUGUCGAUAUUUAUCCAAUGAUGUGCCACAUCCUGGGAUUAAAACCACAUCCCAAUAAUGGAACCUUUGGUCAUACUAAGUGUUUAUUAGUUGACCAGUGGUGCAUUAAACUCCCAGAAGCCAUUGGAAUUGUUAUUGGUGUGCUCUUGGUCUUAACCGCUCUAACGUUACUCAUGAUAAUCAUGCAGAAUAAACUAUCUGUACCCCAGCCAUUUUCCCGACUUCAGCUGCAAGAAGAUGACGAUGAUCCUUUAAUUGAAUAACAUGUGCUGGGGUUUAUACAAAGUGUCUUUGCUUAGUCACAAACCCAAGGAAAUACCCAAGGUGUUGUAAGUAUGAAAAAAAAUACUUUGAAAGACAAAGACUUUACAUCAAGCAUGCUAAAAUUAUUGUUUUUUUUCCCUUGUGUUUUGUUUUGGUGCUUUAGCUAAUACAAAAAAUAAAUAAAUAAAUAACAAAAACAAACCCUGACCAUGGUAACAAUUGCUAGUAAAUCAUUAGUUAAUACCAACUAUUCUCUAACUAGAAACAUUUGUUUAACAAAAAUAGUGCCUCUGUCUUUUUUUCCUUUUGCAAUGAAGAGUUAACACAUCUUUAGAUGAAAAUAUACCAAACUUAAGUAGGCAUGAUUUUCUAAUCAGUUUUUAUAUUUAUAAAUGAAACAAUGGAAUCUUUAUGCAGUUAGUGGAUUUUGUGUAUCAGGGAGGAAAAGUUUCCUAUAUUUUUAUAUUUACCUUUAAUAGAGGUUAUAUCCCAAGUAGGCCUUUGAGUUAGGAAAUUUUCUGUGAUGGUUAAUAAAAUCAGUUAAAUAAGAUCAGUUAAAAGAUCUAGUAUAUAAAGAUACUAUUUUAAGAGACACUGUUAUAAAAGACAAACUAACAAAGAAUGUGGGUACAAAGCCUCUAUCUUCUCCAUUGUCUUUAUUAAGACUCUUAAGCUGUUAAAGUCUCAAAACUUUUAUUUUUUGAAGAUUAUUGCUAAUAAGAAAUUAAGAAAAUAGAGAAAAGUACAUUUUUCUAUUUGUGCUGAAUGCCUUUGUGUAAAUCUUUUAGUUGUGUAUGGGCACAAAUGUGCGUAUGUAUAUGCAUGUGCAGACUUUAUAUGACUUAGAGAAGGAGAUCAGAGAUGGACUGGACCGUAGGCAGGCUUUCACAUUCCCAUAGAACACAGGUCUCAGGAAAGGUUAUAUUUGGAGUUCAUAUUUUUUAUCUUCUAAUUCGUAAGUUGAAAUCAUAAUUUUUAAAAUUCUUUAAUAUUUGGUACCAUUUUUAACUUUCUCAUGUUGUUUAUUGUAACCAAAGGUAUCUGAGUGCUGCAGAAAAAUUUAUGACCUGAUAACAAAUCUGGUUUUGAUCAGGUCAGAAUGAGGAAGUGAGAUUUUUAUGUUCACCUUUGGGACUCAUACCUUAAAUUUAAAAUAGAAUUUAGUAUCUUUUGAUCUUUUCCAUUAUUUAUAUGUUACGUGGUAGGAUAAAGUCUCAGCAUGGCCUAACAUUCUUUAGCCUGAGUGCCAGGUCAUACCUUCUAAUAAUCAAAAUUAACAUGAAGAAACUGAGUUGUGGCAGACUAGAUUGUAUCUGUUAGAGGAAAAAUUGGAUUCACAAACUGUUCAUUGGGACACGAGGCAAGCAGUUGAUCAUUGACAUGGUGAUCUUUAAAGUUUUGAUGGUAUAAAAUAAAUUAGGUAACUGUUUUGCAGAUACAAAACUAAUCUAUAGUAAAUACACAGCCAGUUAAAUGUUGACUUUCUGUGAUGGUUAAGAACAAUAGUGCUAUUCAUUAGGUGUUUAAUUCACCCUAUUUGGGCAUUGCUAAUUUCCUAAUCCUGGUAUCUAAUGCCUGUUGUAUUUGGGGUUCUUGAGAAGUCUUUCCACAUCCUGCGUAAAUAGUUCAUGCUAUUAUUGGUCCUAAGUUGACCAAUAAUAAGAGCAGCAUAGUAAAUAAAUGAAAUAAAACCAAUAGGACUAAUUUUGCUUUUUGACAAAUUUUAUUUCUGAUGUUUUUCCUCACAUAAAACUUAUCCUAAAGGUUAAUAGUUGAUCAGAAUGAAAUAAUAGAAAUAAUAGAAAAAUUUCUUUCUACUUCAGUUUCCAUUUAAAAAACAAAGAACAUUCACAUUUAAAGUAGUAAACAUUUUUGAAAUAGCAGGAUAUUUUAUACUAGUUUAGAGUUUUAGUGACUGCAUUAGUUUGGUGGUAAUAAGUUUCAGAAGUCUGUACAUGGCAUCCACCUGCAAGUGGAUUUUAUAUAAGGUGGUUUAGGAAGGAUGCCCUGUCAGUGUCUUAACCUUUGGAAAAGAGACAUUUACCUAUUUGUCUUGUCUUUCAUUCUCAAAAUGUUAACUUUAAUUAAAAUUGUAAAUUUUAUGUAUAUAUUCAUGGGACAAGAACAGUAUUUAGUCGAGACAUUUAUAUAUUAUUAUACUGAACUUUGUGUAAUUCAUUUGUAUCUUUAAAAGAUUAUCACUCUUAAAGCCAAUGACUCCUCUAGUACACUGAGAAAAUCUUUUAGUUAAGCUAUCCUUUUACAUUAAAGUUUUAGUGUACUUUGUUACAUAAUUAACUAAUAUGCUGCUGUGUUUUUGGCUCCAGGAAACAUUUAAUCAUUUCUGACAAUAGCACUCAAAGGUAAUUGGAAAACUUUUUAUUAAGCAUUUUUUAUUAAUUCAGUGAGUGAAUUCAGAAUAACUACAUUUACUUAUUACAUAGGGAUAGUUCUGCUGCUGUCAUUAAUGUGCAAGUUCUUGUAAACGGCAAUAGAAUAAAGAUUAUUUCAGUUGCUGGGUAUUAUAGGCUUUGUGUUAUUGUUCCAUUAAGCUUGAUAUAAGAAUUUAAAGAUAAGUUAUUGGAACAUUAAAGGACUAAAAAUGCCUUUGCAUUGUUCUUGGGUGUCUCCCUCUCUUGCCCAUAUCUGGUAAGCUUUAAGGAUGAUUGCAUUUAAUUCCUCUUAUUUGGAGAGUUUUACUUUAUUGUGAAUACAUAAAGCUACAAAUGAAGGACAAAGAUGAAAUAGAAAGUAUGUAUUUAUUGUCAAUUCUUAAUAUAGUGUGUAAAUAAAAUUGAUAUGCGCGUGCUUUAAAAAAAUUUGUGCCUUAAGUUAAAAUAAAAUAUAUUUUGAUUGUAUUGUUUGAAUUCAUGACUUUGUUUAUGAUUAAAAAACUUAUAUGAAUAAAAUCUACCAAAACAUU
Molecule: messenger RNA, 4751 nt
Organism: Pteropus alecto (black flying fox)
Lineage: Eukaryota; Metazoa; Chordata; Mammalia; Chiroptera; Pteropodidae
Gene: ENPP4
Product: ectonucleotide pyrophosphatase/phosphodiesterase 4
Exons: 4
Coding region: 466-1827 (453 amino acids)
Source: RefSeq, a predicted model, not a curated record